AUGUCUACAACCGUUUCCGAUGACAAUAGUACCAAUGGAGAAUCACAACAACAACAAACCCCUGUAAAUUCUAGUCGUUCUUCAACCAUCCAUCUGUUUGCGGGAGGACUCGCUGGUACGUUCGGAGCGGUAUUGACAUGUCCAUUAGAAGUAAUCAAAACACGUUAUCAAUCGUCGAGAAAUUCUUUUUCAAAAGGGCCCAACCAUCUGGACUUGAGUUCAUCUAUGAGCAAUACUCUAGUACAUAAUGAUCGUCCAAACGCGUUCGUUGUAACUAAACGUCCAAGUAUCAUAAAAGCGUUCCGAUAUAUUCUGAGAUAUGAAGGUAUUCCAGGACUAUUCAAAGGUCUAGUACCGAAUUUAGUUGGUGUUGCGCCAUCCCGAGCAAUUUACUUUUUUGCCUAUGCAAACACAAAAUCACUACUAGUCGAAUCGAUGGAACGAGAAACACCACUAGUACACGUGUUAUCAGCUGCAACUGCAGGUAUUGCCAUGUCGACAUGUACGAAUCCAUUAUGGUUUGUUAAAACUCGUCUUCAACUUGAUCAAGGAAACCUUCGCGCUAUGGAUGUGGUUCGAAACAUCUAUCGUGCUAAUGGUAUCCGAGGAUUCUAUAAAGGUAUCACGGCAUCGUACGUCGGCGUAUCGGAAACGAUCGUUCAUUUCGUCAUAUAUGAACAAAUAAAAGCUCAACUUCAACUGAGCCAAUUGAAUCAAAAUCAUUCGCCGGACGACCCUGGUUUCUUCAAUUUUAUAUCCUAUCUUGGUGCUGCUGCUUGUUCCAAAUCCUGUGCUAGUACUCUAUGUUAUCCUCAUGAAGUUAUUCGAACACGGUUAAGAGAAGAAGGUACUAAGUAUCGUACAUUUCUUCAAACAUUUAAAACUGUGCUCAAAGAAGAAAGCAUAUCAGGACUCUAUCGAGGUUUAUUAACGCAUCUCAUACGACAAAUUCCAAAUACAGCAAUUAUGAUGAGCACAUAUGAAAUAGUUAUCGCUUUGUUCUCAGCACCACCUCCAUCGUCUUCGACAAUCGAAGUGACAACUGUGCAAACGAAGAAAGUUUUGCUAAAUGAGGCCGAUUCAGAAGCCAACGCUUCGAAUCAAUCAGAAAUAUGA
This is a messenger RNA of Adineta ricciae, 1116 nucleotides long. The record is from the annotation of a GenBank genome assembly. NCBI's taxonomy places the organism in Eukaryota, Metazoa, Rotifera, Eurotatoria, Adinetida, Adinetidae.